CGUUUCUCCUCCUGCCCACCGCACCAGCUGACCAGCACCAGGUCUCUCUCUCUCUCUCCGUCUCUCGUCCCAAAUCAAACCGCCUCCCCGUCGCGUCCAUCGAUCCCCAUCUGACCACCGCCCCCAAAACCCUAACCCUCGGUACCACGGCGGCGGCGACGGCAGCUGCGGCGGCAUGAGAUGACCGCGCGGCCGUGAGCAUUGCUUCGGACGCGAUCGCGGCGGCGGCGGGGGGACUGACCGACCGACUGACUGACCGCCUGCCUGCGGCGACCCGCGAGCGCACGCGUGGGGCGGGGUAUGGCGACGUCGUCGUCCUCGGGCGGCGGCGGGGGCGGCGGCGCGCCCGGGCUGAAGACCUACUUCAAGACCCCCGAGGGCCGGCACAAGCUGCAGUACGAGAAGACCCACUCCCCCUCCGUGCUGCACUACAACCACGGCGCCGGCGGCAAGACCGUCUCCGAGAUGACCGUGGCGUAUUUGAAGGAGAAACCGGCGGGGCAGGGCUCCACACCUUCAACACCAAGUUCCAGCAGCGGUAUGCGGUCUGCAGCUGCGAGGCUGCUUGGCACUGGGAAUGGGAGCCGGACGCUUAGCUUUGCAGGGAGCAAUGGUGUCAGCAGGGCUGUCUCAGGGAGCAGCCGUGUGGGUGGAGGGGUUGGUAUGUCGACGAGUGUUAGUGGUUCGCAAGCUGUGGCGAAUUAUGACGGCAAGGGCACGUACAUCAUCUUCAAUACUGCGGAUACAUUGUUCAUGAGUGAUCUCAACUCGCACGACAAAGAUCCAGUAAAGUCCAUCCACUUCAGCAACUCAAACCCUCUUUGUCAUGCAUUUGACCCUGAGGCCAAAGAUGGGCAUGACCUGAUCGUUGGAGUAUGGUCAGGAGAUGUCUACUCGAUGUCAUUGAGACAGCAAUUGCAAGAUCCUGGAAAGAAGCCUGUCGCAUCUCAACAUUUUAUCAAUAAAGACAAAGAUGGAACUGCCAACAGCCGGUGUACUUGUGUUGCAUGGGUGCCAGAGCGUGAAGGCAUUUUUGUUGUCAGUAAUGCUGAUGGAAAUCUGUAUGUGUAUGACAAAUCCAAGGAUGGGAAUGCUGAUUGGACAUUUCCAACUGUAAAGGAUCAAAGUCAGCUGACAAUUUCACAUGCAAAGUCCACUAAGAGCAAUCCUAUUGCAAGAUGGCACAUUUGUCAAGGUGCAAUCAAUGCCAUUUCAUUUUCACCGGAUGGAGCUUACAUGGCAACUGUUGGGCGAGAUGGCUAUUUAAGGGUAUUUGAUUUUGCGAAAGAACAACUAAUAUUCGGUGGGAAAAGUUACUAUGGUGCUCUUUUGUGCUGCUCAUGGAGUGCGGAUGGAAAAUAUUUAUUAUCAGGCGGGGAAGAUGAUCUUGUGCAAGUAUGGAGCAUGGAUGACAGAAAGAUGGUUGCAUGGGGCGAGGGGCAUACAUCAUGGGUUAGUGCAGUUGCCUUUGAUUCAUACUGGUCUCCACCUAACUCUGAUGAAGCAGAAGAUAAUGUCAUGUAUCGCUUUGGUUCUGUUGGUCAGGAUACCCAACUGCUUCUUUGGGAUCUGGCUAUGGAUGAAAUUGCUGUGCCACUACGACAUCCUUCCAGUGGCUCCCCGACAUUUAGCAGUGGGAGCCCUUCUGCACACUGGGACAGUGCAUGCCCUCCACCGACUGGUGUUCUUCAGCCUUCUCCACGGAUGCGAGAUGUACCAAAGCUCUCGCCCCUUGUCGCACACAGAGUACAUGCAGAUCCCCUCUCUGGCCUAGAAUUCACCAGUGAAUCAAUCGUCACCAUAUGCCGUGAGGGGCUGAUCAAAAUUUGGGCCAGACCACACCACAACGUUGAAAACAUCCAGCAGACGAAUUCUUCUGAGCUAGUCGGUGGCAACACCAUCUCAAAGGAUAAGACGGAUAAGACGAUAACAUCAUCGAUCAAAGCAGGCGCUUCCAACUCUAGCUUCAAGCAACCGUCAUCUGUUAUUUUCUCGUGACCAAAGGUCUCAUUUUUAUUGUGCUUGCCUGGCAAUGUCUUCUCAUAUUCUGUCACUAACGUGGCGAUGGAGGUCAGUGCCGUGGGGCUUUGCUGGGAAGUCUGCCAGCGACAGAAACCUGCUUGAUAGAUGUCUAUGCAGCAAAAGAAAAAUAACGGAACUUGCUCAUGUACAGAUACACAUAUUGUCUCCCCGGAUGAAUACUACAAGUUUACCGGUUGUGUUCCAUAUCAUUUUGGCUGAUGUUUCGCAACUGCUGGAUAGAUUAGAUUAUGUACCCAUUCUUUUGCACAGUCAUGGUAAGUUAACUGCCGAUUUUGUGGCUGCAGAUCUGGUUCUAUUCUGCCCCCAAAACGUUGCUUUCGUGCAUGUUAUAUCCAUGGAACUGUAAAUUAUUACUGUUUAUACAAUAUAUUUCUGAAUCUUGCCUUGAUUAACA
Molecule: messenger RNA, 2437 nt
Organism: Brachypodium distachyon (stiff brome)
Lineage: Eukaryota; Viridiplantae; Streptophyta; Magnoliopsida; Poales; Poaceae
Product: dystrophia myotonica WD repeat-containing protein
Exons: 11
Coding region: 301-1998 (565 amino acids)
Molecular function (GO): protein binding
Source: RefSeq, a predicted model, not a curated record